AUGAGUGAUUUACGUGCUUUGAUGAAGCGUGAGCGCAUGCUUCAGCAAAAAGUGGCUACGGUGGCAAAGUUCGUCGAAGCUUUCGACAGGGAUCGUGACGAGUGUCAAAUUGAAGUGCGAUUGAAAAAUCUAGAUGAAGUGUAUUCAGAUUUCUUUUUGCUGCGUGAGAAAAUCGAGCUACUGGUGGAGGAUGCGAAAAGUACGGACGAAGACGGAAGCGAUUCCAAAAAGGAUGAGAAAGAGAAGAAGGAUGCUAUUUCCCGCGAACAGGAAAAUCUACGUGUCGUAGAGGAGUUUGAAAACCGCUACUGCAUGGUGAAAGGAUCUUUGCUGAAACUGCUUCCGGCAAAGGUUUCGGUUCAGCGAGUUGAUGGGAAUUCUGGUGGGCAAUCCGCACAACACUCCAAGGUGAAAUUGCCAGAAAUCAGUUUGCCAACGUUCAGCGGCAAACUAGGAGAUUGGGUGAUGUUUCGGGAUACUUUCCGCAGUCUCAUCCAUCAGAACGGUGAGCUGAACCCGAUGGACAAGUUCACAUACUUGAGGACGUCACUCAAGGGAGAUGCUCUGAUGGAAAUCAACACCAUUGAACUCUCGGCCGUCAACUACGAGGUUGCGUGGCAGGUUCUCCAGGAGCGCUAUGAGAACAAAAAGCUGAUCGUCAAGGCGUACUUGGAUGCACUUUUUUCGAUGGAGCCGCUCAGAAGAGAGUCGUACGACGGACUGAAUCAGCUCGUCAGCGAAUUUGAAAAGAACCUGCAGAUGCUGGAAAAGAUUGGUGAACAGACAGCCCAGUGGAGCACUAUACUGGCAUACAUGCUUUGUGGUCGGUUGGACACAGCGACACUACGUUUAUGGGAGGCUCACCACAAUUCCAAGGACGUUCCGAAAGGAUUUUUCUAUCUGUGCACCAACACUGCCAACUCACAUAGCACAAGACCACCACAGCCACAACCAAGCACAAGUCAAGCCAGCACAAGCCACACGUACAUUGCAUUACCCAAGACACCUACACAAAACAUUCUUUUGUCAACGGCACUCAUUCGAGUUAAAGACCGUUUUGGAAACGUCAUGCUAGCUCGAGCAUUGUUGGAUUCCUGUUCCCAACAUUGUUUGAUGACUAAGGAGUUCUCGAACAAGCUCAAGUUCCGAGUCUCACCCACAUAUCUCUCAGUUCAUGGCAUUGGUUCUGGGCAGUGUGUGUCAACAAAGCUAGUUAGCGCAGGAGUGUCACCAAGCUUCAAUCCAUCGGAAUGGAAACUUCCUAGAACAGCUCUUUUGGCGGAUCCAAACUUCUACGAAGCCGGACCAGUAGAUGUGAUCAUCGGAGCGGAACAUUAUUUGGAUUUAUUGGCACAUGGACAGCUGAAAGUGAUGGAUGAUGGACCGACUUUGCAGAAUACUGUGUUUGGAUGGAUCGUGUCAGGCCGUGUUCCGGAUUCUUCAAUCACCAUACCUCGGUCCUUGGUCCAUGUGUGUUCUAGUGCGGAGCUUCAGGAUCAGCUAACCAAGUUCUGGGAAGUUGAAACUUGCCGUACAACCAGCACACACUCCGUUGAAGAAUCUACUUGCGAAGAGAUUUUCGCGACGACCACAGUACGCGACGAUUCCGGAAGAUUUGUUGUCACUCUUCCGAAGAAGGACUACCUCAUCGAGAAGCUUGGCGAAUCGAGGUCUACUGCAGUUCGACGAUUGUGUAGUUUGCAGCGAAGACUCUCAUUGAGUCCUGAACUUCGGACCCAGUAUUCCGAGUUCAUUCAAGAAUACCUGGACAUGGGACACAUGGUGGAGAUUCUCGAUGAAAGGUGUGAAGGUACUACGUACUACCUGCCUCAUCACGCAGUACUGAAGCCGGAGAGUACAACCACCAAGCUGCGAGUGGUAUUUGAUGCAUCCUGCAAAACAUCAACUGGAGUCUCGUUGAACGAUGCCCUUAUGGUCGGACCCGUCGUACAGGAUGAAUUGAUCAACAUCAAUCUCCGGUUCCGCCUCCAUCGUUACGCUGUCGUUGCGGACGUAGCGAAGAUGUAUCGCAUGGUAGCAGUCUCCGGCCCAGAUCAGAAGCUCCAGAGAAUCGUGUGGACAGGCAACACAGAUCAAGACAUUCGUACUUUCCAGUUGACUACCGUAACCUACGGAACCGCGUCUGCUCCGUAUCUAGCUACCAGGUGUUUGAAGCAGCUAGCAGAAGAGGGAAAAGAAACCCACCCAACGGCCGCCGCCGUUCUGAAACAAAACUUCUACGUCGAUGAUAUGUUGUCAGGCGUAGAUGACAUAGAAGAGGGUAAGCAGUUUGUCGAAGAAAUGGUAGACUUAAUGCAGUCCGGAGGUUUCACGCUAAGAAAGUGGAAUUCCAAUUGUGGCGAGAUUUUGCGUCAGGUUCCAGAGCAUCUACGAGACGAUCGGUCUAUUCUCACCCUUGAUUCAGCAGACUCGACUGUUAAAACACUAGGUUUGCAGUGGGAACCACGAAGGGAUGUUUAUCGCUUCAGUACUCCAAAGUGGACAGAAUCUGGUGCGAUUACCAAGCGCAUUAUAUUAUCGGACAUCUCUCGACUGUUUGAUCCGUUGGGCAUAAUCGGUCCAGUCAUCGUUCAGGCUAAGCUGAUCGUCCAGGAACUUUGGGAGCGUGAAUGCAGCUGGGAUGCACCAUUAAGUGAAGACAUGACAGAGAAAUGGCUAGAGUAUCGCAGAAAUAUGAUAGGAUUGGACGGUUUCACGGUUCCACGCUGGGUCGGAGUCACAAAAUCAAUGAAAUCUGUUCAGCUACACGGCUUCUGCGAUGCCUCGAAAAAGGCGUACGGUGCAUGUAUUUACGUUAGAACCGUGACGGAGGAUGACGAAGUUGACGUACGAUUGUUCACAGCUAAGUCUCGAGUUGCUCCUCUCGAGAAUCUCAAAAAGAAGAAGAAAUGUCUCUCCACUCCUCGUCUUGAGCUUUCUUCAGCACUAUUGCUCGCGCAUCUCUACGAGAAGGUUGUCGAAAGCAUCCACCUGACCGCAGAAUCACAUUUUGGACUGAUUCUACGAUAG
Armigeres subalbatus is the source of this 3030-nucleotide messenger RNA. RefSeq lists its product as uncharacterized. The record is from RefSeq and is a predicted model, not a curated record. NCBI's taxonomy places the organism in Eukaryota, Metazoa, Arthropoda, Insecta, Diptera, Culicidae. The coding region runs from base 1 to 3030 and encodes 1009 amino acids. The transcript has 3 exons.